CUCACAAAACACAAUGCUGGAAAUAAUCAGAUUAAGGCCAUUUAUGCGCGAGAUUAUAAAGGCAAGUGCUGAGAGGCAGAGCGUGUAGACAGAUAUAAAGACAUCUGGUCACUUCCAGGGUUGGGCUUCUCUCUCUCUCUUCUCCCUCUCUCUCUCUCUCUCUCUGCUCUCUCUCUCGCGCACGUACACUCUUGGUCUUUGCCGGUAACAUACACAGCAGCAGUUUACAGUUUACAUCCUCUCAAGAUUAACUCGGUGGUGAUCCAGUUCUGCCAACAGAAAGAAUCCAGUAAGGUUUACGAGUGUCAUUGGUUACACAGUUUCAACGAAGUAAGCUGCAAUGUUCUACUUUCAUUGUCCUCCACAAUUAGACGGAGAAUGCUGCCGGACUAAUACCUUAAACACCAGCGGUUUCUCAAACCACGCCACGGGGGACUUCGAUGAUGGUUUCCUACGCAGGAAACAACGGAGAAACAGGACAACAUUUACUUUACAGCAGUUAGAAGCAUUGGAAGCAGUAUUUGCACAGACACACUACCCAGAUGUUUUCACGAGAGAAGAGUUGGCGAUGAAAAUCAACCUCACAGAAGCGAGAGUCCAGGUGUGGUUCCAGAAUAGGAGGGCCAAAUGGAGGAAGACCGAAAGAGGCAGUUCGGACCAAGAGGGGGGUAAGGAACAGUUGAAUGACGGCACACCCCCUGUUAGAAAUUUGAAUUCACCUUCCCCAAUCGACCAGGCUAAGAAUAAAAAGGAACAUUUGGAGAUACAACAAAGUUUAAACAGGUCAGUUGGUCCCAGUGGUCCGUUCUUCCAGUCCUGCUUGCCUGGAACACUUCUCAAUACAGCUACAUAUGCUCAAGCGCUUUCCCAAGUUGCUACCUUAAAAGGGAGCCCACUCUGUUCUUGCUGUGUCCCAGACCCAAUGGGCCUUUCCUUCUUACCCACGUAUGGAUGCCAGAGUAACCGCACGGCCAGUGUGGCAGCACUGCGGAUGAAAGCACGGGAACACUCUGAAGCUGUGCUUCAAUCAGCCAACCUCCUCCCUUCCACAAGCAGCAGCCCUGCCCCAGCAACCAAGCAACCCACGCAGGAAAACAGCCCUGACAAGUCAAACCGCUCCAAGGAACAGCUAGAAAAGAAAAUAAACUUGUGAGAUGCAAUCUUGCAAGCCAUGUAUCAGAACAAUAAGAUGCAUCAAAUUUACUCUGUGGAUAGAACCCUACUGCCUCUACAUUUAUACAGAUGCUGUGUCGUCAAUCCCUACUGAAUUAAAAGAAGAUAGUUCAUCCCCAGGGAUUAUUUUCAUCUUCCCCAACAAACUAACAGACUAUUUAUUUAUUUAUUUGUAUUUAUUAAAUCAAUGCAUUCUCUAAAUUAGGACACAUUUAUUUUUAAUGUAUAUGUACUUUUCAUAACAGAGCAUUUUCUCAUGUUUGAUCUAAAGCAAAAUAUGAGGAACUAAUAUUGUUUUAAGGUAUAAAACAAAACGCCUUGACAGCUAAGGGUGCAGUGUGCUGUUGUACUAACUAUUACAAAGAAACAUAUGGUCAACAAAUUAUACUGACAAGUGCAAAAGAAAGAAUAAAGAAGCAUAUCAUCUUUGGAUAUCAGGCUUAUAUAAACUAUACAGCUACUGUUACCUGUAACCUUUCAGUAAGAAAACAAUGUAAUACAAGGUUUCUUAUUUAUAAAUCUUGUUUCAUGCAUUCAGUUAUUUAAAAUGCAUCUGUAAUGUGCCAAGAAUGCAGAGUAUACAAACAUGUGGCUGUAUUUCUGUUAAUUACAGUGAAUGCUUUUUUCAGAUAGAAGCUUAAAUCUAAUAUAAAAGAUUUUCUGAUACAAAUUUGCAUUUCUGAUACAAAUUUGAGUAGUAAGGUGAACAAAAAAAAAUUACAUAUCAUUACCUAUUCCUGUGCUUGUUUGUUGUAUUAUAUAAUAAUUAUAGAGAUAAACAUUAAUGUAACAAUAUAAAUCUCUCGUAGCCUGUUGCUUGAGCCAUCUGGCUCUUAUUAAUAAUUUACUUUCCUGUACAACUGGAGAAAACGUCAAGAAACAAACAACGGUUGGUUCCUUAAUUUAUUUACUUUGAGGAACUCCACUGCCUUUUAAAAAUGGAUACAUUUCCAUUUAUUGAGUCCAUGUACACUUGUACACUAACACUUCAUAACUAGGGUUCAUGUACACUAAAACUUCCUUCUAACUGUUUGAUUAAAUUCUUGUUUCCUCCAGAAAGGUACAUAAAUAAGAGAACUGUUCAGCAAAUUAAGAAUACUUAACAGCAUUGCAUCUGUAAAGUAGUUAGGCUGAUUAAAUUUUGUGUCCUUGAGGAUUUUCAGAAAAUUACUUUUGAUCGUCAGUAACACAAUUAAGUAAACUACACGCACAUUAGCAUGAAUAAUUGAUAAGGAAUUAUGUAUUACCACGAAGUAGUGAUUUAAUAAUUCAUGAUGCGACACCCUAGUGAAUCUGCAGAACUAGAUAACGUCAAAAGUCUUGCCUGGUAUCGCUGGGAGCACUGUGCAAAUACAGAUGCUAUGUUGUUUGGUUGUGUAUAAAAAGUAUGUGGUGCAUGAUGUGGAUUUUUUGUACAAAUCAUAUUAAUAAAAUGAAGGAUUCAGAUAAAUUAAAAUUGUAUUUAUUUGGAAUAUCAAA
Acipenser ruthenus (sterlet) is the source of this 2652-nucleotide messenger RNA. RefSeq names its product dorsal root ganglia homeobox protein-like. The record is from RefSeq and is a predicted model, not a curated record. Gene Ontology annotation, biological process: regulation of transcription by RNA polymerase II. NCBI's taxonomy places the organism in Eukaryota, Metazoa, Chordata, Actinopteri, Acipenseriformes, Acipenseridae. Gene Ontology annotation, molecular function: RNA polymerase II transcription regulatory region sequence-specific DNA binding; DNA-binding transcription factor activity, RNA polymerase II-specific. The transcript has 7 exons. Bases 341 to 1153 code for a protein of 270 amino acids.